Messenger RNA from Eucalyptus grandis, 525 nucleotides. RefSeq lists its product as uncharacterized. The record is from RefSeq and is a predicted model, not a curated record. The transcript has a single exon. Bases 1 to 525 code for a protein of 174 amino acids. Lineage: Eukaryota; Viridiplantae; Streptophyta; Magnoliopsida; Myrtales; Myrtaceae.
AUGGGGAACUACGCGUCCUGCGCCCUAUCUGGCCCCGCCGGGCGGCAGUCGAGGGCCGCCAAGGUGAUCUUCCCAGGCGGCGAGGUCCAGCAGUUCCACGCGCCCACCAAGGCCGCGGAGCUCAUGCUCGAGACCCCGAGCUACUUCCUCGUCAACACGCGGUCCCUCCGCGCCGGGCGGCGGUUCUCGGCUCUCAACGCGGACGAGGACCUCGAGAUGGCGAACGUCUACGUCAUGUUCCCGAUGCGGCGGCUCAACUCCUUCGUGACCGCGGCCGACAUGGGCGCGCUGUUCCUCGCCGCGAGCUCCGCCGCCAAGAAAGGCGGGGCCUCCGGGGGGAGCCGGGUGGGGGCCCUGCCGGAGGCGGGCGAGAAGCGGGAGGCCGAGGCCGAGGCCGCCGCAGCCGCCGCCGUGCCGAAGCUGAACCUGGAGGAGAUCGAAGGGUUCUCGACGCAGGAGUUCAUGCAUAGACUCUCCAUGUCGAAGUCAAAGAAGCCUUUGCUGGAGACCAUAACCGAAGACUGA